This is a messenger RNA of Cucumis melo (muskmelon), 2006 nucleotides long. Its product is annotated as probable isoaspartyl peptidase/L-asparaginase 3. The transcript is spliced from 11 exons. The record is from RefSeq and is a predicted model, not a curated record. Gene Ontology annotation, molecular function: N4-(beta-N-acetylglucosaminyl)-L-asparaginase activity. The coding region runs from base 769 to 1920 and encodes 383 amino acids. Gene Ontology annotation, biological process: protein deglycosylation. Lineage: Eukaryota; Viridiplantae; Streptophyta; Magnoliopsida; Cucurbitales; Cucurbitaceae.
AUCCUUAGGACUUGGGGCUAGUCUUUUUAUUGUACUUUAUCUAUAUGUAAUGUCUAUUCAUUUUCUUAAUGAAGAAGCAAAAAAACUUCUCACGCUGGUGCUGAUUUAGAACCCUUAGUCCAAUGAUAGUGAGCAGGAAAUAAGCAAAAACAGAUCAGCAAAGCCCACGAAAGCAAUAUAGCAAGCUAAUAAAUUAAGACAUGAAUGCAUUGCCUUUUGAGGCAGUGGAGUUUAGAUAUCAAUGUUUCAAGUUACAAUGUUUUGCUUUGUCAUGAUUAAAUGUCUAGUUCAAUGAAGGAGGAGAUCGAUCAAAGAAGUCAAAUAGAUCAGCUGUGAUAUCAUCAAAGCAAUCAUCUGGGGUUGCAUAGGAAUUGUUUGUUUCCAAAGUCUCACCUGGCUCAAACACGUCUUGCACAUUGCAUGGAAUGUGGUUUGGUACCAGUUCGUGGCAGUCAGGAAACAUUCCGAUCUCUUGCGAGGAUUGAGCGAAUUGGGAGAUGCAGCAAUGAGAAAAAGGGUCAAAGGGUGCUACCAUGUGUAUGGUUGAAGUCCCAAAUAUUUCAUUUUCAUUUUCCAUAGUUGAUGAUCGUUCAUCCGGCUGAGACGAGCUGGAGCUAGGAACCUGCAAAUACAUCAGCCAUACUACCAAAAAAUCACCUAAAACGAUAAUCCAAUCUUCACGGACGAAGGUUGGACAUCUACAAGAAGUUUUUGUGCAGUUUUUCUUAAAGCAAAUUCCCAGAUUCGAAUAUCUCCAUUCUCCACUAUAUGGAACGUUUUGGCCUUGAUUCAAAGGAUCGGCUUCGAGCUUCCGCCUUGCUGCUUAUAUUGCUUUUUCAGGUGACUGAACGUGUAGCUGGAGCGUCGAGCUUGUACCCUUUGGUCGUAAGCACAUGGCCCUUUUUGGAGGCUGUUGAAAGGGCAUGGAGUGCGGCUAAUAAUGGGUAUUCAGCAGUUGAUUCUGUUGUAGAAGGAUGUUCUGCCUGUGAAGAACUGAGAUGUGAUGGUACAGUUGGUCCAGGUGGGAGCCCGGAUGAAAAUGGAGAAACAACAAUUGAUGCCAUGGUUAUGGAUGGGGUGACGAUGGAAGUUGGAGCUGUAGCUGCCAUGAGGUAUAUUAAGGAUGGUAUAAAAGCUGCAAGGUUAGUGAUGAGACAUACUGGACACACUUUACUCGUUGGAGAGAAGGCCUCUGCUUUCUCCAUUUCAAUGGGUCUACCUGGACCCACAGAUCUUAGCUCGCCGGAGUCGAUAGAAAAGUGGAAUAAAUGGAAAGAAAACAAUUGCCAACCUAAUUUUUGGAAAAAUGUGGUGCCUGCCAAUAGCUGUGGCCCUUACCACUCUAAUGGCCUUCUGCUAGCUGCUGAAACAACAUGUCUGGGAGAUGGUCCAAGGAGAGCCGUUGAAUUAAGGUCAAAUCAUUUUGGUCUUCACAGUCACGAUACCAUUUCGAUGGCAGUAAUUGAUAAGUUUGGGCACAUUGCUGUUGGAACAUCCACCAAUGGGGCCACCUUCAAGAUCCCAGGCAGGGUGGGUGAUGGUCCUAUAGCAGGAUCUUCAGCAUAUGUGGAUAGUGAUAUCGGUGCGUGUGGAGCAACUGGGGAUGGCGACAUCAUGAUGCGUUUCCUGCCAUGCUACCAAGUUGUCGAGAGUAUGCGAUUGGGGAUGAUGCCGAAGGAUGCUGCUAAAGAUGCCAUAUCAAGGAUUGCAAGGAAAUUCCCUGACUUUGUUGGAGCUAUAUUUGCUGUUAACAAAAAUGGUACUCAUGCCGGUGCUUGCCAUGGAUGGACAUUCCAAUACUCAGUUCGAAGCCCAGAAAUGCAUAGCGCCAAGUAUAUAUGCUUCGUAGUCGGCCAACAAAUCGACAAUAUUACAAAUCUUAUGAAAAGCUUACACAACUCCCUAAAGAAAGGCGAAUAGAAAAAAGAGCAGUGUUGAUAGCAUGACAUCUACUAUAGAAGACCGAGUAUGUGCAAUAAGUAAUAAAGAGGGUAAAGGUAAAGAAA